Ramularia collo-cygni is the source of this 1827-nucleotide messenger RNA. RefSeq lists its product as uncharacterized. Lineage: Eukaryota; Fungi; Ascomycota; Dothideomycetes; Mycosphaerellales; Mycosphaerellaceae. The transcript has 5 exons. The record is from RefSeq and is a predicted model, not a curated record. The coding region runs from base 1 to 1827 and encodes 608 amino acids.
AUGGCCGGAUUGUAUGCUUGGGCGAGCCGUUGCAUACCAGCAUUCAGCGUAGGCCUCGUGAUAGCGCUGUCGUUCUUGGGACUGUUUGUCUCACCUUCUGGAGAGCAUCACAACAAUAACUACACUGGCGAGGCGACUCUUUCGCAGCUAAUACUGACGGCAUACAUCCUUUUCCUGCAUGCCCUUUCGGUCAUCUACCCUGUGCGAGUCUGUUGGGCCGUCCGCGAUGUUGUAAAGCGAAUGAAAGAGGCAGUGACGGAAGCUACAAACGCCCAAUCUGGUCGUGUGCCAGUUGACAAGGAUGAAAAGGCAGAUUUGAAGGCUCAAUGCCCUCAGUUUGCGAUCAUUCUACCCGCUUAUAAAGAGCAAGUCUCUACGUUGGAAGAGACAUUGCGGGUUUUGGCUUCUCAUCCAGAAGCUCACCGAAGUUAUCAUCUCUACCUCGCCGUGGAAGAGAAGGAAGAGAACGUUGCUUUCAAAGCCGCGAGCAUUUGCCAGACAUUUGGUGACUCGUUCCUACGCUGCACCUUCACCGUUCAUCCCUCAAACCUUCCCGGCGAAGCUCAAGGCAAGAGCAGCAAUGAGUCUUGGGCCGGCAAACAGAUCAUGAAAGAUUUUCCUGACGAGCACGUUAGGAGGGACUUGAUCGUUACAACAAUGGAUGCUGACACACACCUGUCUGCUCGAUACUUUUCUCAAAUUGCACAUUCACACAACAAAUCUCCCGAAACCAACCAGACCACAAUAUACGUCCCUCCAAUUGUGUUUGACCGGAACUUGCACCAAGUCCCGCUUCCGGUGCGGUGCGCAGACAUUAUGUGGGCUGGUGCAGGGAUAUCCAGUCUUUACACUGGAUCGCAAGUUUGCAUUCCCACUUCGGUCUACUCGCUACCUAUGACUUUGCUAGCGCAGGUCGGCGGUUGGGAUACCGGUCCAGGGGCGAUUGGCGAGGAUAUGCACAUGUAUCUGAAGUCGUUCUUUGCUUUGUCAGGCAACCUGCAUGUUGAGGUGGUCUACGCAGCAGCAAGUCAGUGCGAUGUGAGCACUGAUGAUGUGGGUGUCAAAGGAUUCAUUACUGGCGCGGAUGCGCGAUACAAACAGGCUCUCCGACAUAUGUGGGGAUCCCUUGAUUCAGGAUAUGCCAUUCGCGAAACUAUCAAGAUGUUACACCGGCAUCGUCAUGCCGGCAGCUUCGUUGAGACUCCCUCGAGCCCUGUCAAGUCUUCCUGGCCGACUCUCUACACCGGCAACGCAGCGCAGAAGCCUUCAGUGUCGCUUCGAGAGCAUAAAGUCGAUACUACGGUGAUGCCUCCACAGAAACCGAUCAACUGGACCAACAUGUUCAAUCUGUACCAUCGACUCUUCGAGGCACACUUCCUCCCAACACACCUCUACGUUGUAUUGGUUUGCUCGAGUAUCUACACGUUCUUCUACACCAGUGUUGCCAUACCGGACAUGCUCAAGAUCGCUUUGGAAGUUGCCGGCUGGUGUCGUCUUGUCGGUUUCUGCACCAUGAUAUUUUUCUUUUACAACUAUGAGCGCUAUCACGAGCUUUGCGUGAGCCUUCGAACCGAAGAGAUGCGUUGCGUAGGUAUGUUGGAAGAAAUGGCCAACAACGACGGCAUCAGCAAGAAGGUGUUCCAGUACGCCGGGUUCUUCGAAGGAAUGAUAUUCCCAAUCAGCGGACUGGUGUUUGGUGGUCUUCCCGCCACUCAGGCUAUUAUCAGCCAUCUGUUCACAGAACGGCUGGUCUACGUCGUGAGCUUAAAGCCCUCGAGCUUGACCAAGGCACGACCAUGGAAAGAUAUGAGUCGUGUGACACCAUGA